Molecule: messenger RNA, 352 nt
Organism: Scutellospora calospora
Lineage: Eukaryota; Fungi; Glomeromycota; Glomeromycetes; Diversisporales; Gigasporaceae
Source: the annotation of a GenBank genome assembly
AUUACUGGGUAUUAGUGCACAAAAAGAUCAAGAAAUUUCGGUGUUUACUGGUGUUUUUAUCAUUGUAUGGUUUGGGUCGGCUGUCGUGACAAUAAACGCUAAACUUUUAGGAGGCACAGUGUCAUUUUUUCAAAGUGUUUGUGUCCUUGGUUAUUAUAUAUUUCCUUUAGUUAUAGUUGCAUUUAUAGCUAUUUUUGUUAAAAAAGUCAUUAUACGAUUACCUUUGGUGGUAUUUGCAUUUUUAUGGUCAUCUUGGGCUUCAAUUAAUUUUCUCUCAUCUUCUCAUUUAUCAAAUCGUCGUGCAUUAGCUGUAUAUCCAUUAUUCUUAUUUUAUUUCGCUAUUGGUUGGAUG